AAUGUACUGGAUGGUAUUGUUUUUGAAUUUUGCGCCAUCGAAUAGCUUUUAGAGCCUAAAGCCAGGAGGACAACUUUCUUAUUUGGAUCUCCCAUUGAGUGUAAUAUCGCAUUCUUAGAAAUUCUCCCGAACAGGAAAUUAAUUCAGACGCCACUAAGCACCAUGGAUACUGUCAAUCAGGUGACCAUCAUCGGAGCAGGCCCAGCAGGUCUCAUGCUAGCGUAAGUCAACCCGUCGCUCCUUGCUACACUAAAUUCAUUGCAUCUGCAUUGACACAAUCAAGCUGUACGCUCUUACGAUACGGGAUUCAGGUCACCAUCCUUGAUGACAGGCCUUCUUCAACCGCUACAGGUCGAGCAGAUGGCUUACAACCAAAAACCAUCGAAACGCUCAAACAACUCGGACUUGCGGAUGCUUUGCUCGAGAAAGGUGUUAAAGUGUAUGACAUUUGCUUCUGGGUUAGUUCUUCGCGAUUCAGUUUCUACAUAUAAAGAAAAUUAACUGUGUACAGAAAUCGACAGCAACAGAAGAAUUGCAUCGUACAGCCAGGGAAAUCCAUUAUCCAACACAUGUAGUAGAUCUAUUAGAUCCACAUCUUUUACUCAUACAUCAAGGAAUGAUUGAGGAUGUUUUCAUUCAAGAUGUAAAAGCCCGAGGAGUUGAAGUGCAGAGAAAUUCUUCUUUUCUGAGAUUCGUGAAACCGACAUCUGAAAAUGAAGAUAUACACGUAGAGUACCAAGAUCUUCAAAGCGGUAAAACGAAGGGUUUGAAAACGAAAUACCUUGUAGGUUGCGAUGGCGCCCAUUCAAAUGUUAGAAAGUGUAUAGAUGGCGCAGAGAUGGAAGGAGACCAAAGUGGAAGUGUGUGGGGUAUUUUGGAUGCAGUCAUUGAAACGGAAUUUCCGGAUUUAUGGAGCAAGACUGUGGUUCAUUCAGAGAAGGGCGCAAUACUUGCCAUACCAAGAGAGCGUAAUAUGACGAGACUCUAUAUUGAGCUGCAAGACACGGCAGAGAAAGACUCGAAAGAAGUUGUUCAAGACUUUGUGAUGAAGAGAGCUGAGGAAAUUUUUAGUCCAUAUAAGUUGACAUGGAAGCGUAUCGGUCAGUGAACUUUUCCCAGUAAGUUGUGAAAUUUGCUGAUCUGAAUAGAAUGGUUUGCGGUAUACAGAUUUGGUCAAAGAGCAGCAAAACGCUUCUCAGAUGAUACGCAGCGCGUUUUCAUUGUUGGAGAUGUAAGUGAACAAUGCGAUGUCUUUCAAUGCCCUCUCGAUCUAAUAAUAUAACAGGCUGCACAUAACCAUUCCCCGAAAGCAGCACAGGGUAUGAACGUAUCGAUGCAUGACUCCUUCAAUCUUUCAUGGAAAUUGGCCCUUACCAUCAAAUCUCUUGCGCUCCCGUCACUUCUGCAAACAUACACGGAAGAACGAAAAGCCGUAGCCCAAGACCUCCUCGCGUUUGAUUUUGAACAUGCCAAUGCUUACUCUGCUGGCGAUCCUGAAGCGCUCGCGGAAAACUUUGCACAGAAUGUUAGGUUUAUAUCCGGACUUGCGGAAUAUGGCGAGAAUGUUUUAAACAUCGAAGAAGCUGCUGCAAGAAAAAACAACCGAAGACGUGGAGGCGUAUUGAAACCUGGUGCGCUAUUGCCACCGGCUAGAGUUUCCAGAUAUAUUGAUGCAAAUCCUGUCGAUCUGCAGCUUGAUAUUCCUUUGCUUGGACAGUUCCGCAUCUUUUUCUUCCUACCGGACGUUCAUCGGUCCUCUGGUUACCUGGAGUAUGUUUUCAAGAAGCUUUCUGACCCCACAGGGGUUCUCGCUCGUAUUUCUGCUGCAGCUCAUGCAUUCACACCACUUGAGACAGAAAUGGAUGACUAUAUUCAGCCAAACAGGUAUAUAGGUGUGAGCAAGAUGUUCACAUACGCUUUGGUGACAAAGAUGAACAAGGAAAAGUUCGAGAUCGCAGACUUACCAAUGAGCUUGCAAGAGAGUAGAUGGACGAUCUACGUGGAUGAUAUUUGCAAAGAUGGAAAAAGUUGCACAAGCAAAUGGGUAGGUGAUAUCGAAGAUGAUGAGAUGGUAGUUUUGAAUGUCAGACCUGAUGGAUACGUUGGUUCACUAAAAAAGUUUCAUAUAAUGUCCAAUGGAAGUGAAAAUGUUGAUGACGAGGUAGUAAAUUGGUUGCAGGAAUAUUAUGGUGGAUUCUUGAAGAGUUGAUUGGAAUUACUCAUUUCCAGAACCUCUUCCAGCAUAGAAUAUUUAGACAAGAGAGCAUGGGUCACCACGAAACCUCAAAAUAUAUCAAGAGAUAUUAAAAUCCUCCUCCCAUUAGCUGCGACUGAGGCUUUAAUAUUCUUUGAUGUUUCUCACGGAAGAAUGGGGUGAUCAACGAUAAUAAAUAGCCCAAAGU
This is a messenger RNA of Sclerotinia trifoliorum, 2402 nucleotides long. Lineage: Eukaryota; Fungi; Ascomycota; Leotiomycetes; Helotiales; Sclerotiniaceae. The record is from the annotation of a GenBank genome assembly.